Molecule: messenger RNA, 561 nt
Organism: Bemisia tabaci
Lineage: Eukaryota; Metazoa; Arthropoda; Insecta; Hemiptera; Aleyrodidae
Source: RefSeq, a predicted model, not a curated record
UCCAUGGUGGUUGAUGAACAUUAAGAUAAUUGAUCCGAACGAGAUAUAUAACGGCAUUAUUUUGGGCACCGGCUUCACAAUAUUUCGCCCCGCAUUCUAGUUCCCAUUCAGUUGUUUAAUUCGAUAGAUUUUGUGCUGGUGUUUACUGACGUUUUUCGAAGAUGAAGCACGGAGCCCUGUUGAUCGUCAUGUUCGGGCUGAGCGGCGUGCACUGCCUGCCCCGGAUAGACAGCGCGGAGGUCAAAGGUCGUCAAGUGGCCGCGGUCACCAACGCCGUGACCUCGACCGUGGACACGGUGGCCGCCGCCCUCCCGGCCGUCGCCGCCAACGUCGCCGCCAACGUCAACGUCAACACGACCCGAUCGGUGUCCCCCUUCGAGGACGCGGAGGGGGUCAAGGGGGCCGCCGACCACCUCCCGUACAUCCCCAUCGUCCAGCUCAACCUCCUCUCCGCCAUCGGGCACAUCGUCUCCCCGCUCAUCAAGGGGGUCCUCGAACCCCUCCUCAUGAACAUCGCUCUCGCCUGCGUCGGAGCCAUCGUCAAGACCAUCGCACAUCCUG